Messenger RNA from Metarhizium robertsii ARSEF 23, 552 nucleotides. RefSeq names its product ORMDL family protein. The record is from RefSeq and is a predicted model, not a curated record. Gene Ontology annotation, cellular component: endoplasmic reticulum membrane. Lineage: Eukaryota; Fungi; Ascomycota; Sordariomycetes; Hypocreales; Clavicipitaceae. Gene Ontology annotation, biological process: ceramide metabolic process; intracellular sphingolipid homeostasis; negative regulation of ceramide biosynthetic process. The transcript is spliced from 3 exons. The coding region runs from base 1 to 552 and encodes 183 amino acids.
AUGGCCGACCGAAAUAGUUCAGCCCGUAGGAGAAGGUCGAGCAGCAUUCUGCAAGUCUAUCAUGAGCCUCCAGAGACGCUCGAGCAAAUCAGUGACCAAGCUGUGCUGCCCAACCUCAACGCCAAUUGGACAAGUGCAAAAGGAGCCUGGACCAUCCACAUUGUUCUCAUCGCCGCCCUCAAGAUUCUCUACGACAUUAUCCCCGGUGUCUCCCAGGAGACAUCGUGGACCCUCACCAACAUGACGUACAUGUUUGGCUCGUACAUCAUGUUCCAUUACGUCCGCGGUGUCCCCUUCGAAUUUAAUAGCGGCGCCUUUGACAACCUAAACAUGUGGGAACAAAUCGACAAUGGCGCCCAAUACACCCCGACCAAGAAGUUUCUGCUCAGUGUCCCCAUUGUGCUGUUCUUACUCAGCACACAUUACACCCACUAUGACCUUGCAUACUUCAUCAUUAAUUUCUUGGCUGUAUUAGCCGUCGUCAUUCCUAAGCUGCCUUUUAGUCACCGGAUGCGAUUUGGCCUGUUCUCAGGACCCCCCGAGGAGGAUUAG